GAAAGCUCCAAAAAGACAGGGAAGGCGUCCAGUUCAGCUCUCAAUUCAUACAGGUUGUGUAUGCUGUUCUUGUCAUUUCGCCUAGCGGAUUUAAUAGUGGAUAUCAUUCACAUAGCGCUCUUUAAAUCUAAGUCAUUGUCACUGAUCGUCUGACUGUGAAUGAUCUUGACUACAGCUUAACAGUUAAAGAGAAACAGACUAAAAAAACUUAGUCUUUUCGUUGCUUCGUGUCGAGACAUGGUGAAGAUAUAUACUCCGGAUAAACUGAGUUAGUUACCUGUGUUACAAUACGUUGACGUAGAUGGAAUUAGAUGGGGAAAUGGACACGAAUUUUAAACAUUGUAUUCGCGGCAUGAGCCGGUCAGCCGGCGUUAAUUUAUACUCAGUUGCAUGCUGAAUUUUAAACCUCAUUUAAAUCUGCAUGCUAUUGUAUUUCGACUGUUAAAAGAAAGCCUUACAUUUUCGUUUGGUCACUUGCUAGAUAACGGGAUCAUCCUUCUAGCUCAAUUGUGUUUGAUUUUAAAUUCUAGCAUCAAAUAAUGUGAUAAUUUCGAUUUCGAGUUUCUUUCUUCCAUUGACUCUCUUGAUCUUCUGUCACGUUUCACAUCUUUCCCCCUGCCCAUGCGGCACUCAGCAAUAUCCCCGAGACAGUUUUAAAUUUUGUUAGCAGUUGCUUUAGCAGUUCUGUAAAAAGUAGAUGAAUAACUGUUGUCACGCUUAGUUUAACAGUCCCAACGAAACCAAAAUCACCAGCGGGUUCUUUCCCGUGUAGAGACCGAUAUCAGCAUCCGUUAGAGCCCGCACUGAAUAACCGAUCUCUGUCAUAUUAGCUUUCGCAUUUCUAGUAGAUAAUCGGCUAAUUGCUGAUGUAAUGUUGUCUAAAAUCUGUAAGAAAACCAAGAAACGGUAUAUACUUCGUUAUUCACAUUAGCGAACUCGCGUUUUUGCUGCCUGGUCGCAAUGAUUUGAUGAUCAGAUGCACGUGCAACUGAAUGAAGGCACAUCGCAAAAAUUUCCUCCCUUCAUUAGUAUUAAAGCCAAGUUAUAAGCAAGCAAGUAACAUACUGAUAAGUUAAGAAAGCAAAACUAAAUCCUUGUUGGUUUCACUAGCUAGCUCAAUUAACCACGAAAAUCUCUAGUGCCCUCACUUCGUCAUGAGAACAGCCGGAGAAAAACACGGCGCACACUGAGUGUAUGCAGUUCAAACGGUUGAAGCUUCAAUCGACCCUCACGAUCGGCUCUUCAACCAUCAUCGCGCAUGCAGCGAAUUUUGUGGCGCUCAGCCUUCAUCCGGUUCACUUACGUCAGUAAGUAAAACGAUAGACGCUGAACAUUGCAAUUCUGCUGAUAAAGAACGGAACAAAAAGCUUUAAUGACUUUAAUCUUCCUUCUUAACUGAGUCGCUUGGUCGGCGCAGGAUGACUUUCAAGUUUUUGACGUUUCUAUUUCUUGCUCGUCGCUUCACAACUCGUUUUCGUCGCCUCGCGGCUCAUAUUUAACUGAGAAAUAUAAAAGAGGCAACUUCUAGAACAGCCAGGGUAGUUUCUUGCUAUUCAGCUAUAAGAUUGUAGCCUCGGAACUCGGUCGGUAAAGCUUUAACUUCGUACUGAACUGUGACUCUAUCAGUCCACUGUCGAGAUUUUAGCCUAAGAACGACUAGUUUUAAUCGAUAUUCUCCGUAACUCUGACGGUAGGCUCUAAUUAGCUAAGAAAGACUGACUUCGUAUUAGCCACGUCGUAGCCCUGUCGGCAGAACAACAAGUUUAAACGUGUGGCUUCGUAGCUCCGUCGGGCGGUAGACAACGAUUGUCUUUGGUCCGGCUAUUUAAUCUUCGUACUGACUUGGCAGUAUCUUCAUAGUUAUCCUCGCCUUUUUUCCUCUUGCCCUUCUUCGUGGUGCUCCCCAAAUAACAGAAUUCCCGGAACACGCUACUGUUUGUUCGGACUGUUAGCUCGGCUACUUUUAAUCUAUCAACGUAACUCGAUGGACGAACGAGCGUCUUAUGAUCUAUACGUCGAUAUCAGUACCGCGCAGCUAAAUUCAGUGGGGGUUACAUAACUUAUGAUUGUUCGAAGCCGACUGGCUCUGAUGCCAAUCGGUAGAGAACGACUUGAUUUUAAACCAUGUUCGUAGAUGCUCGUAACUCAAACGCUAAGAGAACAACUGGUUGUGAACUUACUUCGUAGAUUGAGCUUGUUGGUGGAGAGUGGUCGGUAAGGUGUCGUAGCUGAGUCAACCGGUAUGGAACCGCUGUCGACAUACAAAGUUUUAGCGGGUUUUUCACGAUUCCCCUAAAGAGAUUUGUCCGAGUUCUUGUAAUUAAGGAAAUAUUCUCGCAAAAGAAAAAAUACUCAAAAAUUCACUUUACUCUGGGGGAAGGAAUUAAGCGACAGUAACAAGUGGGACUGGAUACAGAGCCCUACUUUGACCUACUUUGAGACGAGCAGCCGGAUUCGGCCAUCAGUGUUUAAGUAUCCAACAAGCAAGAAAAGUGUUAUUUCUACUAUAUUCACCAGAGGAAUCAGCUACAGCAAAGCAACAAGCUUUUGAAAUAACGUAACAGAUGAACUUGUUUUUCUAAUUUCAAGUUACGUUGUUUUACAUUUAUUUUGAUUGCACUGUACAUUGGAGUUUCCGUCCUGCGGAAAAUCGCAAAAUGUCAGUUCGUUUCGCUCAGUCUUCCCAAAUAGGAAAAGCCAGUUAGAUCUUGCACAACACAACUGAACAACUAGCCAACUCUAAAAAUUAAACGGCUUCCUGAAUUUUCUUUUUACCACAAGGUAUCUAUGUGAUAGCAUACCUUCUUUUCAGCAUUUUAUUUCGGGCAAUAUUCCCAAAUUACCCAUACAGCUCACAAGCUACUGAACAUGUAAUUUCUCAAUUUAGCGCAGGGCUACAUCAGAUUUUUAAUUUAUACAAACUGAAACAUGACUCAGUGAUGAAUGAAACAAGCACUAAAUAUAACUUGUUUAUAGGCCAUAAACACAAGAUCGACGGAGGAACUCAUACUCUCUAACUUGAAAGGAACUUGGAUGGUUAAUAACUGACCUUUCCAAUUAUCUUUGCUCCAUAACGUAUACUAAUGAUAACCCGAUAGGGGAAUACGUAUAUGUUACUUAUAACACUGCAGUUAUAACACAACCCCGAGGGAGAUCGAUAACGUGGUUAUUUUAAGUUCGAGACAACAGCUAUAAAUAACUUCUCUUCAAAGAAAAGUUGUUUCGCAUGGAGUGACAAAGGGUGCUAUCCCCUUCAAUUAAGUACCGGCUAUAUACACUUUAAGUGUUAAAACAGCCUUAAAAGUAAAUUAACAAACUUCCUUUAGUCCAUCAUAACGCGAUAUUGGUCUAGAACGAGCUAUAUUUAGCUACACUUGAUGUGGACUCAAGGAACUAACAAACUGACAGAGUUGAGUCAGCAUUGGUGGCUAUUUUUGUCAAUAUCAGACAGUAUAAAUUUCGUCGGUUUACGCGGCACAUGAACAAAUGCACACAAGCUCUCAAAACAGUUCAAAAGUGGAAGUUUUGUUGACUGUAUAUAAAGGAACCGAUUUGCUGGCGAGAAUUUUCGGUAAUCAACUGUAAUCAAGUGCUGGCGCACAAGGAUUGGAAAAAACGCGCAGCUUCUGCGGUGAGAAAUGACGUGUUGUUUUUUUAUUGCUAAUGUCAGUAUCACAUGAUCUUGUCGGAAAGUCUCAAUGGUCGCUGAAAUAAUUAUAUCAGCACAAUUUGCCGUACUGAUCAUCUGUGUGAACAGAGAAACGGGAAUAACUGAUCUACUAGGAGAAGUUAAGGUAAGUUUGUCUGCGAAAUUUCGGGAAAAUCGGUGAAAACCUUUCCGUUUCGAUUUCACGAGAAACUAGAGACUGAAAGCGGGGUAUCAUGUAUGCAAAUUGUUUUGAUUUUGUUUUGAAAACCAGAAUAAACUUGCCGCGCAGGUCUUAACUUAUGCCCCGCACAUGUGGCAUAUAGAGAACUUUUCACAAAGGUUUCUUGCAUGCUGGCCUCUGCUUUGACAGAAGUGAGUAUUGCUCGUCGUCCCUGGGUGAUGUGGCUUGCUUGUUUGACGCGAUCAGGAAGACAACUGACAAAGACGUUCGGCGAACGUCAACCAGCACCAAGACGACUGAAGAAACGCGGGCCAAAAAUACAAGACGACAGCCAACAAGAACGGAACCAUAACGGUUGGCAUGACAUUAAAUCGCACAAUGAUGGCAUCGUGACCGCGAAUUCUACUGACUACAAAACCUCUGUCGACCAGAAUAACCCCCCUUCAAAGUCGCCGAUCAGCACUCUGGAUGAGAUUAUGGAAGUGCAAGAAAGACAUACAGUAGGAAAUGCCACGGAUAACGCGCCCCCGUUGUUUGAGAGUGAAAAAGACGUUUCAGAACACAAACGUAACCGGCGUACGCGCACGCGGCACACUUCGAUGUUAGAACGCUUGGCGCCCACGCCGGGCUACGUUGAUAAAACGUCCAUGGACUUAGAAGGCGGUUCUCUAGCGCAAAGAAGAACGCCGCGUAUGGCGAGCUUAAACGCGGCUGCCAAAGUGAACGUGUUUUUUGAACCUUCCAGUCCUUUAGCGGGACGGAGCUUGUUUGAAAUUCAACAACACUCCGCAAAGAAACCUCCUGGUAGACAUUCAACCGAGAGGCGGCUUUCUGAUAAAUCGAAUUCUAACUUGGCGGCGUAUGGCGCCGAGAACAGUUACGAUAGAGAGGACUUUACUGAGUCAGAUGUAUUUAUACAGAGUGAAGUGACAUCCACAUGGGAUCCCCCAAGAUCCACCGGCGUGAUCGUCAGCCCAAGGGCAGUGGGAAGCACUCCUCUUACGGAGAACGCAGCUAACAGUUUUGAAUUUGUAACAAACGGGCACAGAGCAGCGAAAGAUCACAAGCGAAAACCUGAAGCAGAUUCUACCUCGGAAGGUGAAAGAAAAGCAAAGAAAAUGCUUCUCGAUACCAGUAGCGAAACGGAUGGUGUUGUAGAAAGAGGAGAGUUUGAAGAUAACCAGGAAGUUCUAGAAAUAGAAUGUGACACCACUACAGACUCACCACCCAAGACAAUGGUGGACCAGUGCAUCCAGGUGGACCUGCCGCGACCGCCGUACAAGCACGUACGCGUCCUGUCUGUACCAAUCAAAGGACAGCUUGUCACAUCAUCUGGCUCAGUUCCCUUUACCAAGAGCCACUUGGUCACGCCUGUCACGCCGUCCAAACCGCCUCCUGAACUCAAAAUAAGUAAGACGGCUACGACCAAGCGUGCUGCUGGGUUGAACAAUCAGGCAAUGGAGAACGCUUUUACUGCUAGUGACGGGCCUCUGGCUAAAUUUAGGGCUGUAGGUGGUUUAAUUGAUGAGCGCAGCAAGGCUAGGAAGGCUAAAGAGCUCAUUAAUAAAAUACCCGAUUCAUCCUCUUCCGUACAGCUUAAGAUCCCUAAGAUUAACUUUGCUGCCACUUCUACGUCCACUAUGAGCGCGGGACGGAGCCGUCCCGCGGGAAACCCGUUAAAAAACAUUCAGUUAAAGAACCUGAAUAUUCAUCUUGAGAAGCUAGCUGCCGAACGAGCCCGAGCGGAGCCCAGGCAACCCAAGAGAACGAAUGGUUGGAUGUUUAUCGGUGAACCUUUAGACAAACCGUACUGCUAUGACGAGACAAUAGUGAUACGGCGGUAUUACAGCGGUGUUCAGCGUGGAGACGAGAUCAUAAAUGUACGUGACUCGGUUCUUCUUAAGUCAGGAACACGGAAGAAAGAUCCACCUUUUGUGGCACGUGUUUCUGGGCUCUGGGAGGAGGAUGAAGGCCCGAACGCUGGCGAGAUGAUGAUGAGUGUGUUUUGGUAUUAUCGACCAGAGCAGACUGAAGUAGGGAGAGUUCCAAACUUCCAUGGCGAGAUGGAGGUGAUGGCCUCAAGACAUAAAGACGACAACAGCGUGGCGUGUAUUGUAGACAAGUGCUACGUUCUUAGUUAUCCAGAAUACUGCAGGUUCCGGGCACUCAACAGACUGUUCCGAGAAUUCAGGGAAGCUCCUCUAUCCCCGGUUCCUCCCGGAGAGAGUACAAAGCCCGGUUCAGUUCCCCAUCCUCGCACGGACCCUAACCUGGUGUUCUUCUGUCGGCAAGUGUACGAUUACCGUAUGGGUAGGAUCAUCAAAAACCCCGUGUGACAUAUGUCCUGGAGGACGUCACUUAAGAAGCAGGAGAAAUAGUGAACUACUUAGGAAGCGUCCACACUAAUCCGUCAUGAAAACCGAGCUCUUCAAACCGGAGGAAUAUGAAAACGCCGGCUUUUCGUUUUCGUGUUGAAAUCCAAAAUGGCCUGUGAUUGGUGCGUUUUCCUUCGGCGUAGUGUGGACGGGGCCUUAAUCGUAGCGUGUGUUCUCAAAUCACCGAAGUAAAUGAAAUGUGUUUGAUUGACAAAGCAAGUCCCUUUUGCAGCUGAAGGGAAUACAUAAGCGCGAAUUCUCAGGAUGACACAGGCUAAUCUAAGGUGCGAGCUAAUUUAAGUCACGGUUUGUUUCUUUAUAAUCAACAUGAGCCUUGCCCAUGAUGAACGGUUCCAUAUUAGUGAUGUUAGAAUAUAAUUCGUUGGGCGGCGGCCUAGUAUGUUCAGUAGUACUAAAUUUAUUUAUCUUCCAAAAAAACUGUUAAAACCAAAUCUUCAGUGAGGAAUAUUUAUAGAGAUAGCAUUAGAAUGUUGCACUGAUUUUAUUAAAUUACAAAUAUAAACGAGUUUAAAGUAUAUAUCUAUAUUUUCGUUUGUUACUUUUCCAACAACGUGCACUGGUUACAACGUUAAAAACUCUCACAACUCUCUAAUGAUGCAUGGUAGUCGGUGUACGUGCUGCAGAAUACUUGUGGUAACUCUACCUUGAGGAAUACAAUGGCAAUCAUUUAAGUUCUGUUGUUAGGUUAGCACGAUUGUAGAUUACCAUAUUGUUAUUUGUAGUUCGGUAAAUCGUUAUUCAAACAAUUACUUGGCGACUUAAUAAGUUGUUAACCACCUUAACUUUCUCAGGUUCUCUUAGGGAAAUUAGGGGCGAUGUUGGAGAAGUUUGACUUAUCCCCGUUUGUGCUAAAUUUGGACGACUUCGGGUUAUCUUCAUCUACCUCUUAAUUUCUUCACAUUUUUAUUCAGAGAGAGAAGAGUAUUAGUAAUUAAAUGUAAGCGACAGUUUAAUUCUAGUGAACGUUCCACAUGUCGCUGUGGGUGCAGUGUAUGCCUUUCUCUUCUGGCAAUCAAAAGUACUCUGCCGAGUAGAAUUUAAUUUAGAAAUAAAGAAAUGUUUUUCAUUGA
Orbicella faveolata is the source of this 7296-nucleotide messenger RNA. RefSeq lists its product as uncharacterized. Lineage: Eukaryota; Metazoa; Cnidaria; Anthozoa; Scleractinia; Merulinidae. The record is from RefSeq and is a predicted model, not a curated record. Gene Ontology annotation, molecular function: transcription cis-regulatory region binding; chromatin binding. Gene Ontology annotation, biological process: heterochromatin formation; negative regulation of DNA-templated transcription. Gene Ontology annotation, cellular component: chromatin silencing complex.